AUGGAAGGGCUCACCUUUCCGAAUGAAUGUGAACUAGCGUGUGAAAAUUAUAAACGUCUUUAUGCAGGUCAAUCAUUCUAUAAUUUAGCCUACAGAGCUGGCUGCAUCGGCCCGUCAACGGGAUGUACGGAUAUCGCAGCUCCAGUCUGCGGUACAGAUAACAUCCUUUACAGAAACAAAUGUGUUCUUGAAACUGCUAACUCUAUAAGCUUGAAACGAAAGGGACCUUCAAUCCAAAUAAAGAACAACGGGGCCUGUCUGGAAAGCUGUUUAUGCCCACUUGAACAUCAACCGGUGUGCGGAAGCAACGGAUAUUACUACGAGAACGUCUGUUACCUUACUUGUCAAAACAAACUAAAUUACUGCUCUAAGUACCCAGCAAUUUCACCAGCCCCAAAAAGUGUUUGCGAGGCAUGCUAUUGUAACGAAAUCAAUAACCCUGUAUGUGGAAGCGAUGGUAGAACUUACAAGAAUCCUUGCGAAUUCAACUGUGAAGCAAAGCGACGAGGAAACACUUAUUUAACCAUUACUAAGUAUGGAACAUGUUCGGGUUGCGGUUGUACUGAUAGCUACAUUCCCGUCUGCGGUACAGACCAACAGACCUAUACGAAUGAGUGUCAGUUAAAAUGUAGCAAUAGCAAGAGGAGGGAUGGCUAUCGGAUAAGUGUAUGGCACUCAGGCGAGUGCCAACCAACUGGGUGCACUUGUAACAUAACCUGCCCGCCCGAAUAUGAACCAGUUUGCGGUACAGAUGGAAAGUCGUACUGGAACUUAUGCUGGCUGAACUGCAACGCAGAUUGCAAGGAGAGAAAUGAAAAUACACGACACACACUGUUCGUCCAAAAACCUGGAUCUUGCGUGAUAUAA
Messenger RNA from Pieris macdunnoughi, 867 nucleotides. NCBI's taxonomy places the organism in Eukaryota, Metazoa, Arthropoda, Insecta, Lepidoptera, Pieridae. The record is from the annotation of a GenBank genome assembly.